ACGACGCAACACCAAAACGUCAUUUCCGCAAGACGUUGCUAAGGGCAUUUCUUAUGCGCUACUAGCUGCAGAAGAAACUACUAUUGACUUUGAAAGGAAUACACACGAUUUGUAUUAAAUACUUAUGUACAAUGUCAAGGCAUAAAACAGAGCCAAAAUGAGUUCAACAAGAAGUGUUAACCCGCCACGUUCCAGGAUUCCUGUCCCGUUGGAAAGCGGAAACACAUCGACAAAGCCAGUUAGAAGUGGAACACAAUCCAUGAGAACAAGCCAGCGUCCAAUGAAAGCCACUCACGACGAUAACGGGGUCGCGCAUUCUUCAACCGCUAAGAAGGCGUUGAGUCCAAUAUAUUCGGAAUCCGAAACCAGUUCUCCUGACAGCAGCAAGCGUUGGAAGUCCAUCCCUUUGAGAAGUAAACAAAAUACCCCACGUUACAAACCCUCUAUCAACGACAAGACCCAUGAGUCGACACUCAUUGCAAAAAACGUGAAUCAGAUGAAGUCUGAAACUAGCUUCAAUUCAUCGUUAGAGCCCAGAAGUUGUAUUUCGAUACCAGUCAAAGUUGAGUUCGAAAUUAAAGUCAAUCCGAAGUAUGCAAACCAAAAUAAAAGCAUUGUGGACCAAGUGGCAAAUAAACAAUCCAACCACGGUGCCAGCUGUAAACGGACUGUAGCAAACAUUAAGGACAUACUAAAAACUGUCCUGACGUGCCUGAAAACAGGCAAGCAUUUCGCCAAAGUCGACAUUUCUUUCGAUUUUAAGCCUGAUUCUUUAGGUCAAAAACAAUCCCUGCCCGGCACAAUGCGCCGCCUUCCGAUGCCCGUAGAUAUGAAGGACAUCAGUGCAAUAGAUAUCGACCUUGCAGUAUGGGCGCCGAGAUUCUUGGACAUCAGUCAUGCCGAUAAUGAUAUUCAAUACGCAAAGAGUCCUAUGGGCACUUUACAUGAUAUGCAAGGGGUCGCCUUUACCUCGCGUGGUUCCCUUUUUACCCCGCUAAUGUGUUCAACACCACGGGUCGACGAACUCAUAUAUGGUGUAUGUGAGACUAUAACAAAACAUGACGGUGUUAAUUGGAGAGAAGCGGAGAUUGUCAGUCCAGGAGAAAGAUAUCACUUGCAAAAACCUGCCGUAGCUAUCUCCAAACGACCUGAUAAUGUGCCUCGGUUGAAUAUAUUGGUAUCUCCAGUUGGAAGAAAUGACACGAGAUUUAUGCAAAUGUUCGACGAUAGCAGCGAUCUGUCCACUGACAGGUCAUUUACUCUGCAGCGUUCAAUAGAAAACUCCUGGCAGGACUAUUCGAGACCAAUGAUGCAAGUCAGACCACCAUUUGUGCCACGUUUGAAUUUGAGAGAUUUGGAAGGGUUUGAACUUCAUUCAAAGAAGAAAUGUGCGCCCACUUUCCGUGCGUCUGAUUCUCAGUCAAAUGAGAACGUGCCAGUCUUCAAGAGGCAUACAUCUUUAAAUAAAGACACAGGACAGCAAAAGGAACUCGUGCAAAGACAAUCGCUGAAGAAACCCGUUGCCAUGACAGCGUUUCGAGAACUGCAUAUCGAGCAACACAAAGCGCUAGCCCAUUUACACGUUAACAAUAUUCGCUCUCUUCCCACCCUUAUUCCUUCCCCAAUCAUUCGACCGUACGGCUCCACGGUUCGUGACGAGAGGAGAUUCACAUUUGUUGACACUAGCACACCAAAACUUGUUCAACGAGCCGACUAUGAUCGCAAUAGCUUGCUGCCAAGAAACGAGAGAUAUCCGUCUUCUGAAAGCGGACUGAUACGAAGCAAAGAAGCGGUACUGGCCUAUAAAAGCCGUUUUAAAAUUGGGUUCGGUUUUGUGCCACCAAAAGUGCGAUUUGUUAUCUCGAAAAGGCCUUCAACUUCAGCUGAUGAGACCAACACUGGUCUGCAGGCAAGAAAGAGAAUAAAGAAAGCAUCGAAGCAAACUAUAAACGUUGCUGUGAAAAUCCCUCAAACCAGGAUUCAAAAUUACAGUAAAUACAAGCAUGUGAAAUCGAAGAUAAACACCGGCCUACGACAAGGGGAUGCUAUAGGUAGUUCUUCAUUCGGGAUCUACAGAAGACCCGAAAUCGUGUCGAAAGGCAACAGGAAUGCGAACGCAAACGUAGAGUGUUAUGAAAGCCAUCGUGGACAGAAAUUACCUGAAGUGGCGACAUCGCUAUCCCCGAAACAUAAUGGACGUAACAUACACGGACAUAAACACGUGAAACAAAGUGACGUGUGCAAUUAGUCUUCUAGGAGGCAAACUCAUAUUUGCAAACUUGUGCCGUUGCCAGAUAUUGAGAGCAAAGUUAAUGGUUAGCUGUUGUGCAUAGAAACGGGCAGAUAUUAACUGAAAGAAAAUGUCGGACACGCGUGAUUAAAAUGUAAUUAUUAAAAAUAUUGCUAUAAAUAAACCGCUAUGAAUAA
Molecule: messenger RNA, 2427 nt
Organism: Dreissena polymorpha
Lineage: Eukaryota; Metazoa; Mollusca; Bivalvia; Myida; Dreissenidae
Exons: 3
Coding region: 158-2248 (696 amino acids)
Source: RefSeq, a predicted model, not a curated record